UACCUCCAUGGCGCUUUGUUCUGCGCUAGUGCGCACGCGCAGCCUCCGAAAGCUGGCCCUCACACAGAGGGACCACAACUCCCAGAGUGCUCCGCGUCCCGGCUUUUGCCUCUACUUCUGCUCCAGGGCGCACGCGCAGCCCGGGGAGCGGUUUCUCGCGCAUAGGGACCACAACUCCCAGGGUGCUCCGCGUCCUUGCCGCUGUCGCCGCCACCGAGACCAAGAUGGCUGCGAGAGUCGGCGCCUUCCUCAGGAAUACCUGGGACAAGGAGCCAGUCCUGGUCGUGUCCUUCGUCAUCGGGGGCCUCGCUGUAAUUCUGCCCCCAUUGAGCCCCUACUUCAAGUACUCCAUCAUGAUCAACAAGGCCACGCCCUACAACUACCCAGUGCCCGUCCGCGAUGAUGGGAACAUGCCUGACAUGCCCAGCCACCCCCAGGACCCUCAGGGCCCCAGCCUGGAGUGGCUGAAGAAACUGUGAGCACCUCCACUGACAGAGGCGGCCCCUCCCACGGCUCCCAAUAAAAAUGUGAAAACCAA
Pongo pygmaeus (Bornean orangutan) is the source of this 538-nucleotide messenger RNA. It is a transcript of the gene NDUFA3, whose product is annotated as NADH:ubiquinone oxidoreductase subunit A3. The coding region runs from base 225 to 479 and encodes 84 amino acids. The transcript has 4 exons. Lineage: Eukaryota; Metazoa; Chordata; Mammalia; Primates; Hominidae. Gene Ontology annotation, cellular component: respiratory chain complex I; mitochondrial inner membrane. The record is from RefSeq and is a predicted model, not a curated record.